AACAGGAGUUAUCCCUGCGCCGCACUCGCUGCCAAAACAAGAGCCCGACGUCAGGAUUCUUCGCUUGCCUCUCCUCUGUUGCCAAAACACUCUCUUUCCAUGAUCUUCGUACCCGAGCCUGAUUGGCCCCAGGAAGGCCGUCGACAGAAUCUUUCAGAUUCACACACCCAGUUGCUGCUACAGCUACACACAGACAUUCAUUGCCCGAUGCCCCUCUCCGUGGUCCCCAUGGCCCCCUCCACCCAUUGGCCUGCCUGAGGCGGGGACGAGGACUGGAUCUAGCAUCACGGCGGAUUUACUUUGCAGAAUGCCGUGCGGACUCGGCCUACUGACACUCCAGACAAGUCGUAUCGUAUCAUUCCGACACUGGACUGAGGUUCGUCCGUGAACCCUGCUCUCUCGCUUCCUUGGGGUUCUGCCGUGGAAGGUUGGAACGCAAUGCAAAACCUACCGCGGAAAGAGACGAGAGCAAAUUGUCAAUAAUAUUUUUCAUCAUUAUUGGGGGGGUCUUUUUCAAGAAAAAGAAGAAGAAGAAGAAAAGUAAGAAAGUAACGGUAAUCAUGAACGACCCGGAUCUGACUUGGCCAGGUUUAAGGUACCUACCUACUUUCGGUUCCGUGUCCACCCCAAACUUAUCACAGGCUUCAACACGGCAAAACGACGUCCAGCUUGCCGGUCGUCGGCCACAAGCGGCUGACUGACUGUGACCCAUCCCCGAUGCUUCACUUUCAGUCUUCCCGAAGCCCCUCCCUCAUCUGUCUUCGGCCCCUGGGGGCCAUGUCGCCACAAGUGGGUGGGUGUAUGGGAUGAGACAAGCCACCUCCUCGGGAACUAUUUCCUUCGGAUCGCUAGGGUCCUCGCGAAAUCUCAGCCCUGAUAACCCUGGUCGGAGACCACCGAAGGAGCGCAACUUCUAGCUCAUACGUCAAGUGCGGUUAUCUUCGAUACAGGGCGAUCAAGUGGAUGGGCCAUCGGCCAAGAGGUUGGACCUACAUUUCGUCACGAUGAAUUUCUCUGCUACAAACCCACACUUACACCGCCGCCCUGGCUGCCCAGUAUGCCGAGGGGACAGGCAGAAGAAGAAGAAGGUAAAGGGGGGGGCUUAAAGGUCUAGAAGGAGGAGGGCGUCUUGACAAGGUCCUGCAGGUGUAUCCGUAUUACUAGACGGAUCCUGUACGUACAAGUAGGUGGGCUCUUGAGGAAAGAGGGAGAGCAUCACCGUGGUACCUACCUAGGCUCAAGUGGCUCUCAGUCCCUCGGACUCCUCUCCCCACACCACCAUCAACCUUCUUCCUCAGUACUGCCACUCUCUCCAUUCGGGCCUCUCCGUGUCUCUUCCUCAAUUAAAUUUCCCCCUCAUCACGCGUUUUGCCUCGCGGCGCCGAGUUCGUGCAAUGUACAUAGUUUAUGAACACACUUCUACAAUCUGGGUACAGCCCUGUCGGUGUGUUUGAUCCUUGUCCCCGUCUUCCAAAAACAGCUGCACCUUGCUCUCACACCUGCCGCUGCCCCCAAGCUCACAGACAGGAAGAGGUCUGUAUCAGGAGAAUCCGGCUUAGCUCCAACCGACGUUCCGAACCUGGCCGUGCAGACCUAUUGGCUAGUUCAUGGAUGAUGCUUCUUUUUCUACACUACUUCUUUUAUACCUCCAGGAUCCGUCUGCACCGCCCCUCGACCUGUCUUCUUCUCGCUCUCCUUUUGUGUCCCACUCACCAAGGCCUCAUUGCCCUUGACUCCCAUUGCCAGUCACUCCUUUUUAUUUUCCAAUACACACACACAGAGAGAGGGAGAGCCUUGUAACCUAUAAUAUUAUUUUCCUUUUUCGAGGGGUAAACCACCUCUUCGCAUCUAUAAUACCUUCUCUCCGGGAGCUGGCUCUCUCAUCCUGCCAGGAACCCAGACGAUCAGCCGCGCGCGCUCUACCACGUUUCCAUAUUCAUCAUCCAACGAAGUUGCCAGCCGUCACACAAAAUUAUCACGCUCCUUCACCUUGCCGUGGUUGAACAUCUCGCACAUAUAUAAAUUACAUUCACAGAACCGGUCCCCAUACUUGGGCUAGCUACUACACUCAUCUAUAUUGCUACGCUGUCCAGCCGAGAACGGGGAUCCCUACCGCCUCUCACGACUACAAGCCUCACCACGAGGACCCGCUGUCCCUAACGCCCAUCUUCAUCCGCCGGCUUGCGAGGAAGAGACCAGAAAGGGAUCAGCAGAGAAAAAGGGGAGCUAAGAAAGGACAGAAAAUCUACGCGUUCCCUGGCCCCAACAAAGGACAACCACUCUCGCCGGCCGCCCAUUACUCGCCUGGCCCGGAAUCAUCUGUCACUCCGCUUCAGUUGGCCACUGCGCCAGACUCUUCCAACAUCCCCCAAUAAUUGAUUAACCGCACGCUCCCUUGUUCUCGUUCUGUCCCACGCACCAUGGACUCUGGUCAGGCACAGCUUCGGCAACAAAUACAGACACCUUCCUUCACCUUCAACCCUAACAACAAAUUUAGAAGAGACGUCCCGCCUCGUACAACGCAUAUUAUCAACAUGAACGGCAAUGACAUACCCGUCAAACAAGAGGGUUUAGGAACACCCGCUGGGAUCUGGACAACUCCGACAUCUCAGGGCAUGCGACCUCGGCCUGCGACCAUCCACGAAGGUUUCUCUUACAGCAUGGGCGACGACUACGGCACCCUACCAUCGUGGGAUUCAUCUCCCCUGCCGCUACAGCAGACACCCAGCGAUGCCAUGUCGCGCCCGGUCUCGGUCCAUCAACAAGACUUCUACCCCGUCACCACAAUGGAGAACAACUGGCACCAAAAGCCUUGCGAGGACACGUUUGAGUUCCACGGCCUGGACACCGAGAUGAUCGGCCAGGCGUACACCACGGAUGAAGCCGUUCCUGUCCUCGACUUAAGAUACCAGCAACAAGAUGGCGAAGCCUUCAACUUCGACUGUGGCCCCAACCCGCGGCGCAUGUCGGGCUCAUCCUUCACCAUGUCGACUUCGGGCGCUCUCUCCGACAUGCCAUCCUAUGAGGACUUUUCGGCCGCUCUAUCAGAAGCACCGUCGUUCAGUUCAGACUACCCGCCGCCGUCUAACCGCAAUUCAUUGAUGUCGUCGACGCAACUGUCGCCCGUGGCGUCUCCCCGGAUGACUCCCCAAAGUCGAUCUGAACUUGUCAGGACCCAGAGCCGUGGCCGAGCGUCUCCGUCGCCUCGCCCUGGAAUGCGAUCUGCUCCGUACAGUGUUGAGCGUGGAACGACGAAGAGAUGGUCGACAGGGUCGUACGGAACUCAACAGAACCGACGUCAAACGCCUUUCGUGUUUCAUCCUGGCCACGAUGCCUUCGGUGCCCACCAGCGCAUGUCUUCGAGACACUCGUCGCCCACGAUCCAGCAUCAGCAGGUUCCUCUGAACUUUACCAAUCUUCAAGCCGCCCAACAACACCCGUUCAUGAUGGCCGCCCCGCCGCAGUACCAAAGGAACAGCAUGAACACCAUGCUUUUGCCCUCGCAGUUGCCGUCCAACGGUUUCCACCCUGACGCCCAUCACUUCGAGGCCCCGCCGCCGCUUCUGUCUCAUGGUCUCUUCCGUAUGCUUCAGAGCAACGCCGAUCCCCACUCGCUUCACAGCCACUACACGGACCUGUCAGACCCCCCUGACCUGUACGCCUCAUUGCACGAGGAACAGAUCCCACCUCCUCCCGAAGACAUGAACCCGUCUGACCCAGAUCUUGUCCCCCACGAGCAAGAACUGCGGUUCGAGGGCGACUUGUACACCCCCCGAUGGGUGAGAGGUCACGGCAACAAGCGUGAGGGAUGGUGUGGCAUCUGCAAGCCUGGCCGUUGGUUGGUGCUCAAGAAUUCGGCAUUCUGGUACGACAAGUCCUUCACCCAUGGAAUCAGCGCCGCCACGGGCAACCCGUUCCAAGAGCCCCAAGAAACCCGACGGAUGGACGGUAAUCCGGACGUCUGGGAAGGGUUGUGCGGCAGCUGCAACGACUGGAUCGCCCUUGUCAGCAGCAAGAAGAAGGGUACUACAUGGUUCAGGCACGCGUACAAGUGUCAUACCCAUCCCAAGAUAAAGGAUGCGCCGAAGCGUCGACGGGAGAGCAAUCACAACCGCAACCUGGCGGCAUCACAGAUGGCCAAGCCAAAGGUCGAGCCGCAGCAGCAGCAGCAGCAGCCAGCACUUCCCAUGCCACAGCAGGCCCCGAUCACGCCUCAGAUGACGCCGUCAGUAGCUUCCGUUACCAGCACGCCGACGCCUGCUCAGAUGCAACAGCAACAGCAGCAACAACAGCAGCACCACCAGGUCCAGCAACAUCAACACCUUCAACAGGUGCAGUCGCCCAUGCCCCAGAUGACCCACGGACAGAUGGGACAAAACCAUGGCCAGCCGGGGAAUGUCAUCAAUACUCUGGAAGGCAUGCCUGGCAUGAUUUGAUGACAUUCAGCUGUUGCUGCACCCAUUGUUGACCUUGAGAGUCUCUGGCUGCACGAGAAGAAAACGAAAGAAAAUUUUGUAAAAAAGCACACACGACUGAUACCAUCUUCCUCCCCCUGUUUUGUACUUUGUCUUUCUCCCUUUUCCUUUGUCACAACUUGAACCCCGCCACAGCGCGUGCCUCUGGUACAAACACCCCGAUCCGACACGUCGUCACGAAAAACAACGAAACCGUUUUCUUGAUCUUGAAAUAUUAUAGACAUGGGCAUUAUGGGAUACCUCUGAGAAGGGAAUAAGAAAUUAUGGGAGAUGUGCUUAAGAGUGUUGCAUUUCUUUGUUGGGUGGACAUCAAGUAGGAGAACAAAUCGCCGCCGGCUUUUUUACCGGUUCCCCCCUUGCUCGGAGAAGGAGAGAGAGAAGGAGGGAAACGGGAAGAAAUGAGUCAUGACGUUGUUCCAAGAUAUCUAUUACCUUACCUACCACCAACACAGUCACCACAGUUGCACUCCUUCCACCCUUCCUUUCCUUUCUUUCGACCCGUCCGCCACCUUCAACAACCUUACGCCCGAGUAGAGCACGACCGUACGUACGUUUUCAUGUCCCGGUCAAGCGGAGGAGGAUAUAUCCGUUUCUCGUUUCGUACGUCGUCCUUUCGGCCGCGUAUAGAAACAAACAAACAGCCCAGAGAGUGCAGGAUUCGAUAAUGCCCAGUCAAUUCAUCGUCACCAAAUACUACGGACAUGGAAGAGAAAGGAGAAAAACAGGGGACCAUGUUCCGAAACGCUUCGAGAAAACAAGUUUGAUGUUCUUCUGCCUAAUUCCCCCCCUUUUGUUCGUUCACUUUAUUUCUGAAACAAGUCUUGAUCAUUUGGUUUCUUCAUCUUUUCUCUGCUGGACCUUUCCCAGGAAACCUAAUCGUAGAUAGCUAAAUAGCGUCGGACCCCCCUCUUUGCGGAACCGACAAUUGCGUAGUCUGUUUUCCAUCUUUUUCCGAUCUUUUUCCGUUUGCUUGAGGAGGACAUACCAAUGAUAUCAAGGGGAGGAAAAGGUGGAAAUUUGGGGUUUUUCUUUUAUUUUCUCAAGAGGGGGGAAUGGAAGAGGAGAGCGAGACGAACUUGGUGGGGCGUUAAAGCUGGGUUGGAAAGUGAGGUACCUGUCUCUUUUCUGACAGAUCCUGGACGAAGAAGAAUGAUGCCGUGGACGGGGUAGGGAAGGAAAAGGGCAAAGUUUUGGAAGGAAAAUCUGUUAUCGUUGAAAGGCCUUAGGGGCGAAGCAAGUUACUAGUUAGAUUCGGGUGGUUUUCUCUUUUUUUCAACCAAAACGCGCAGAAUGAGGAACACGUUCAUUUCAGAACUGAGGACGUCCUUACUGAAUUUGCGAUCUU
Molecule: messenger RNA, 5820 nt
Organism: Colletotrichum destructivum
Lineage: Eukaryota; Fungi; Ascomycota; Sordariomycetes; Glomerellales; Glomerellaceae
Product: Putative transcription regulator Rua1
Exons: 7
Coding region: 2421-4436 (671 amino acids)
Source: RefSeq, a predicted model, not a curated record